UCACAACAACAGUAACAACAACAACACAGAGUGAGCGAGUCAGUAGAUCGACAGACUUGGAACGAGACACAGUCAAGCAUUUCAUUCCUGACGCAUCUGGAUCGUUUGGGAUUUUGGUCAGGUUAUCAACACGAAAGUGUGUGCAUUCACAGUGAGUUCUCCCGAGUUUAAGAAUACAAUCCGUUAUCAAGCCUGAAGUUCGGGAAACAUGCAUAUCAUUGCGUAAUUACGGUCUGUUCAGGUAAAUCGACCACGACAACGUUCAAGUGAAGCAGCAGCUCUUCUUCUCGCCAUGGGUUGAGAUCCUCUCCAUGCUCAAGCUUUUGGACGCCAUGAUUUCGCUCUUGAUUGCUCUCAGCUUAACGGGUUGGGUGCAAGCUCAUGUCACCCAAGGUGGAGACCUCACGGAUCAAUCUGUGCCCAAUUCGUUGAAUGCGUCCAUUACAUUCUUCACCUCCCACGCCGAGAUCUUGGAGGGUUCCAAGUUCCAGUUCAAGUGUCAGAUCCAAAUGCUGGAACUCGACGCUCCCAUUCACGCAGUGGAGCUCAUUUUUGUGCCUGCCAGUGAAGAUAAAGUUCGCCGUUUGGCAGUGGACGAUCGAUUGGACCAGGGCCUAUCGUCUGCGAUGAGGAAGCGAAUGCGAAUGGUAACUCGACGCAGAUGGGACGCGAUUGAAGAUGUGAAUAUUGAAGAGCAUUACUUAACCAUUGACCCACUGAUCCUGGAGGAUCAAGGGAUGUAUGUUUGUCAGGUGGAGGCCUAUCCUGUGCCUGUUGUAACAUGGUACCGGGUGACCUCAAAGAUCAUACCUCCCAAUGAGGAGGACAUCAAACUUCACCGUCUUCGCAUCGGUGACGAGUAUUCAUUCAGUAUAAGCGGAUACCAAGACGGUCAAAUGUUGAGUUCGCUUCGUAUCCACCAGGUGGAGUCCGACCACUUUGGACGAUAUCGGUGCUCUGCCAAGAACAAGGAGGGGCAAGACUCGAUGGAAUUUGAGCUGACCGAGUCUGCCGAGCCCGUGGAUUUCUUAAAAUUGGACAUUUCACAUGAACCCGACACGAAAGAAGCGGGGAAGGAUAACAAUUUACCAAUAUCCGCCCGCAAUGGCUUUGAGAUUUAUGGAAAGAAAAUGUUUAAUGCUGCACAAACUCCUGGAAACACAUGGACAAACAUGGGCAUGCUGAUGACUGCCCUCAAUUCAAUAGCCUACUUACUGGUUCAUCACGCAUCUUUGUAACAUUUGGCAUUUCUUACUGCAACUGGCUUUCACCUAGCUAGAUUAUUUAAUUCGUCUUUACCACGAAAUAUACAACAAAAUCAAUGGA
Molecule: messenger RNA, 1326 nt
Organism: Tigriopus californicus
Lineage: Eukaryota; Metazoa; Arthropoda; Copepoda; Harpacticoida; Harpacticidae
Product: hemicentin-2-like
Biological process (GO): cell-cell adhesion
Cellular component (GO): cell-cell junction
Molecular function (GO): cell adhesion molecule binding
Source: RefSeq, a predicted model, not a curated record